AACAUCGAACGGAGAAAACGACAAGAAAGAGUUGAAACAGCCAAGCCGAAGAUCGUCUACGAAACGAAAUUCCCCGUUCUCGGAUGCUAUUGUUAAAGAAGUGGUACGUGUGAUGAUGAUUGAUGAUAGACGUCAAAAAGAAGCACUUCAAGCAAAGGGCGACGCUGCUGGACAGGACACCACAAUUGCUGACAUGUUGAUGUGGAAGCACGAAAUUGAAGGAAUCAACCAAAGGGCUGAAUAUUUAAAGAAACAAUGGGGCGAAUACAUGGUAAACGAUCCUAAACAUUACGAGAUGAUUGAUUGGGAAAAGAUUGCAACGGUUGGUUUCGAAGAUAAAAGAAAUGCAGAAGAAUGUCGAUACAGUUGGGAAAAUCAUCUGGCACCGUGGAUCAACACAAACCCUUGGCAAAAAGAUGAACUUCUUCGCCUAAAGGCAAUUAUUCAUUCACUUGAUGUAAUCGAUUUGGCAUACGUUACCGAACAAUUGAGAACAAAAAGAAAUGCAAUUGGAGUGUUCAAGGAAUUCAUACAUCAAAUCUACAAAUGGAAGAUGCAAACGGAA
Mesorhabditis belari is the source of this 565-nucleotide messenger RNA. Lineage: Eukaryota; Metazoa; Nematoda; Chromadorea; Rhabditida; Rhabditidae. The record is from the annotation of a GenBank genome assembly.